CGGGACUCGUCAGUAUACAUCGAGAUUGAGACUCGGCGCGCACACGCUACAUUGUAUACGCUCGAUUGUUGAUCCACAGCUCCAAGUUUCGUGUAUCGUUAUUUUAUUUACAUUUGGUUGUAGAAUUUUUUAAUCAACGAAAUCGUAACCAUGAAGGCUGGACUAGCUCUGGUUUUUCUCGCGGCGGUGGCUCUGCUGGCCCACGUCGACGCAUUCCCAGGAGCUCGACGCGGCUCGGCCGAGUCGUCCGAGACCGACGAGAGGAACGACGGCCUGUUCUUGGUACUGCCGCGCCGAAAUAUCAUGGAUGACACGAGUCUCUUCGGCAGCAGCGCCGGCAGCAGCAGCAGUGACGAGGAUGACGACGAAAUUCCCAGCAUCUGGCACCCCUUCAGAUUCCAAUUCAACAGCAGUCCGUUCGAGAAUUUCCUAUCGAGGAUGCAAGCGACCAUGAACAAGAUACGAGCCGAGAUGGCCGCGACAUUGGCUGCCCAGCUGGAGUCGAGUCACCUGCCUCAACUGCCUCACGAGUCGUCGUCGGGAGUGGGAUCGUCGCUCGGUCCUCUUCCCGGAUGGGGCCGUCUACCGGAGGGCGCCAACACCACCUCCACGACCAAGAUAGUCGGCAAUCACACGGUGACCAUCAACGAGACGACCUACACCGACGGCGACGAGAACUCCGGCAUGGUGUAUCGCAUUCGCGUCGUAGACGUCAAGCCCUUGGAGUCCGCAGCAGUACCUGCAGCACCAGCCGAUAGCGACGAGGCAGAAGAGCAGCGGCCGGUCGUCGCCCCGUCGAGCUUCGACGAGGACAAUAACGAGAAGGAGAAAAACGAGGAUAGCGAGGACGAUCUCGACGAGCAGCAGCAGCAGAGCAAGAAGGACAGAGAGUCGACAACGGCGGCCACGCAGCAAUUCGACGUCAGAGACCGCGAGGAAUUGACCACUCAGUCGCACAGGAGCGCCGAGGCCAUCGACGAGUUCGACAACGAGAUACCCAAGAAUCAAUUUGAAACUGUGGCUUUGUAAACGAAAGAUUGAAAGAAAGCAAAAAAAAAACGACUCCCGUCAUCUCUUCUCCUCCUCCCCUCCAAUACGAUUGUUUUUAUUCGUACUCGACGAUGUUUUUUGAAACUUUUAAAAAUUAUCAUAACUGUAUGCGCGUAUAUGCAAAGCACGUGCUGUCAUAAUUUUACGAUUGUUAAGCUGUAAUCGUUGUUACGUUAUACUUUACCCGAUUAUUGUAAUAAGCUUGGAUUUGUCAUUUGUGAUAAGUAGCCGACAACGCCAUGCGAGUUUUUAGUUUUAUACCUACCUUUUUUUUUCGUCUCUUCCAUUACCCUAUAUAAUUUAUACUCUACGCGACACGCUUGAAAGUUGCAAAACAAGUCUUAUGCAAAAUUGCGACUAAUUUUUCGGAUGAGAGUCUAAAUUGAUCGAAACCAGCUGCGAAUGUGAUCGCUAUUUUAUUUUUGAAUUAAAUAAAAUAUUUUUAAGAAAAAUAA
Molecule: messenger RNA, 1505 nt
Organism: Trichogramma pretiosum
Lineage: Eukaryota; Metazoa; Arthropoda; Insecta; Hymenoptera; Trichogrammatidae
Gene: vir-1
Product: icarapin-like
Exons: 4
Coding region: 151-1029 (292 amino acids)
Source: RefSeq, a predicted model, not a curated record